UGGCUUUGAAUAAAGUUAAAUGGCAAAACAGGAUCCGUGUAACCAGCCCCAUUUAGUUGGGAUAAGGCUUAGUUGACUUGAUGGAUAAUAUUAUGGAUGAUAUUGUUAUUUCAUUUUGAAUACUCAUUCUCUUUUUCACCGUUAUAUUUUGAAAUAUUUUAUCAGUACAGAAUUGGCCUGCAUUCUGAAACACCUAGACAACUUUGGUUUUAAGGUUGGGUUGUUCACUUGUUAUGCAUGUCCACAGGGCUCUAUGUUGGACCGUGCCAUUCCUACUGUGGGAAAAAUUUUAUUUAGGGAAUUAAUAAUCCCAGUAUGGUUGCUUCCCAUAAGAAUCUAGUGAAUUUGAAAUUCACAAUUGCUGAUGAGGAUAACAGCGCAUCUCAAUCUCUUUCUCCUAGCUUCCUCCACGCCCACAUGGGCGGCACUAGUUUCUGGUGCCCUUGUGCUUGUCACUGUUUCACUUUCAAUGUACCUCAUAUUCGAGCACCUUUCGGCAUAUAAGAAUCCUGAGGAGCAGAAGUUUCUGAUUGGUGUUAUCUUAAUGGUCCCUUGCUACUCCAUUGAAUCAUUUGUGUCAUUGGUGAACCCUUCAAUUAGUGUCGAUUGUGGAGUCCUACGUGAUAGCUAUGAGGCUUUCGCCAUGUAUUGUUUUGGAAGAUACCUUGUGGCAUGCUUGGGUGGGGAAGAGAGGACAAUUGAGUUUAUGGAGCGGCAAGGACGGGCAGCUUCUAAAACACCCUUACUAGAAAAUAGUUCUGAAAAGGGAACUGUAAAGCAUCCUUUUCCAAUGAACUAUUUCUUAAAACCAUGGAAACUUGGUCAAUGGUUUUACCAGCUUAUAAAGAUUGGAAUUGUUCAAUAUAUGAUAAUAAAAACUGUAAGUGCUAUUUUAGCGGUUAUCCUACAAGCCUUUGGUGUAUACUGUGAAGGAGAGUUUAAAUGGGGGUGCGGGUAUCCAUAUAUGGCAGUGGUUCUCAACUUCAGCCAGUCAUGGGCUUUGUACUGUUUAGUUCAAUUUUAUACUGUUACAAAGGAUGAAUUGGAGCACAUUAAACCAUUGGCAAAGUUUCUUGUCUUCAAGUCAAUUGUCUUUUUGACUUGGUGGCAAGGUGUGGCAAUUGCACUCUUCUAUGCCAUAGGUUUGUUCAAAAGUCCAAUAGCUCAAGGCUUGGAGUUCAAAUCAAGUGUUCAGGACUUCAUCAUUUGUAUAGAGAUGACAAUUGCUUCUAUUGUUCACCUCUAUGUCUUCCCAGCCACGCCUUAUGUGCUUAUGGGAGAUCGGAUUGAGGGAAUCGUUUCAGUUCUUGGAGACUAUGCAUCAGUGGACCCUCUUGAUCCUGAUGAGAUCAGGGACAGUGAGCGCCCCACGAAAUUACGACUACCCCAGCCAGAUCCUGAUGUCAAGAGUGGAAUGACUAUCAGAGAAAGCGUUCGGGAUGUUGUCAUUGGGGGUGGUGGAUAUAUUGUGAAGGACGUCAAGUUCACAGUAAACCAGGCUGUGGAGCCUGUGGAGAAGGGGAUUACACGGUUCAAUGAGAAACUGCACAAGUUCUCUCGUCACAUAAAGAAACAUGAAAAGGAGAAGAGAACUAAGGAUGAUAGUUGCAUCGGCUCAUCAUCACCAACACGAAGAGUGAUCCGUGGGAUCGAUGACCCUCUCCUAAAUGGGAGUUUCAGUGAUAGUGGUGUAUCAAGAUCAAAGAAACAUCGUCGAAAAAAAGUAUACAGCAGCAGUACUGAGAGUGGGGGAGAAAGUAGCAGUGAUCUUAACUAUGCGGGAUUUCAAAUCCGUGGGAACAGAUGGGUUAUCAAGGAUUAGUUAGUAGGAGACGGUGAUGUCAAUCCAUGAAAUUUGGACAAGAAUGCAGCCAUGCACAUAAGCAAUUACAGGUGUAGGGCACAUAUCUGAUCCUCGGGAAGAAGUAUUACUGCCUGCCUCCCUCACCAAACUAUUUAUUCACUUUCUCUUGAGUGGAUGAUGAGAGUGAGGUCCAUUUGAGCCAUACCUGCUUCUUGCGGUGUUAAAAGUUGCCGGGAUAAGUUUGCUGCAAUGGGAUGCAUACAUCGACUGUGACUCGUCUGGCUCCAGUCUUCAUUAGUAAGCUGUAGGUGGUCUGUUCAAAGGGAGGGGGGUUAUAGUCAUGGUUCAUAUUGUUAUUUUAUAUCACAUGACUAAUCCAUAUUUCUUAAUUCUGGCUUUUAGAACAUCCUUGCCCAUCAGGAUAUCUUCAUUGUCAACUGCUGUUUGACGGCCUCGAGAA
This is a messenger RNA of Telopea speciosissima, 2264 nucleotides long. RefSeq names its product protein LAZ1-like. The record is from RefSeq and is a predicted model, not a curated record. The transcript is spliced from 8 exons. Gene Ontology annotation, molecular function: transporter activity. The coding region runs from base 365 to 1822 and encodes 485 amino acids. NCBI's taxonomy places the organism in Eukaryota, Viridiplantae, Streptophyta, Magnoliopsida, Proteales, Proteaceae. Gene Ontology annotation, biological process: transport.